Molecule: messenger RNA, 2115 nt
Organism: Chara braunii
Lineage: Eukaryota; Viridiplantae; Streptophyta; Charophyceae; Charales; Characeae
Source: the annotation of a GenBank genome assembly
UUCCCAUGCAACAGUUUUAUCAACCACACUAAAUCGGAGAGAUCCGUCGGCCCAUGUCUGCAGUUUCGCACCUAAGAAGGUGCACGAGCCAUCUGCCGCAGUGGUCUCCUUCCAUUCAAGACCAUAAUGGGCUGAUGAUGGUGGCAGACAAUCAAAGAGGAGAGCGUGGCAGUGGGGAGGGUGGAAGAGGGGAGCGUGACGCAAGGGAGGGCGGUGGCGGGGAGUGUGAUGGAGGGGAGGGCGGCGGAGGGGCAGAGGAGGAUAUCUCGGUGGAGGGGUGGACAGAGCUGGGGAGCAGGAGGGCAGCAAAGAGGGGUGGCGGAGGGGAGGAGGACGGGAGCAUAGCGGAGAGGCACUGGAGGACGGGCAGAGGAGGAGGCAGAGGGGAAGAUGACGGAGGUGAGGAAGAGGGCGGCGGAGGGGAGGAAGAGGGGGGCAGCUGGAAGGAAGAGGGAGGCGAAGGAAGAGGAAAAAAAAAAAAAAAAAAAAAAGAGGGUGGCGAAGGGGAGAAAGAAGGGGAGGAGCAGCGGAGGGCCGGAGAGGCAGGGGAGGGGCUGUGGAUGGCCGGAGGAGGGGAUCGUGGUGGAGAAAAGCGCGGCGGAGUGACGGGCGGAGGGAAGCACGUGGACAGCGGAUGGGAGCAUGGCGGAGGGGGAUGCAGCAGAGGGGAGUUGGGCACAGGAGGGGGCGAAGGAGGAGGCAGCGGUCAAGGCCGAGGGGAGAACGUCGGAGGCAAGGAAGAGGCCGGUGGAGACGAGGAAGAAAGGGGCGGAGGAAAGGAAGAGGGUGGCAGAGGGAGGAAGAUGGCGGUGGAGGGGAGAGUGGUGGAAGCGAUCAAGGCGGAGGUGCGGAGCAAGAGGGCAGCAGAGGGGACUGGCGGAAGGUUGCAUGGCGCGAAGGAGGUGGCAAAAGGGUGGGCGGAGGAUGGGUGGGCGGCGAAGGACAUGUGGAAGAGGAGGCGGAGGAGGAGAGGACGUCACAGGGGAGGAAGAGGGCGAUGGACGGCUGGAGGAGGGGAGAGCGGUGGAGGGGUGGAGGAGGGGCGGAGGGGAGCAUGGCAGAGGGGAGGGCGGUACAGGAGAGGGUGGCAAAGGGGAGGGCGCAGAGGGGAGGGUGCGGUUGAGGGAAGGGCUGGCGGAAGGGAGGGCAGUGAGGGGAGCGCGGCAGUGGAGGAUGGCGGAGGGGCAGAGGAGGGGAUAGUAGAGGAGGGAGGGGCUGGGCGGGGCAAGAGGGCAGCGGAGGGGAGCACAGUGAAGAGGUGGAGGAAAGGAGCGCAGCAGAGGGGAGCACAGCGCAGAGGCCGGGCGGGUGAAGGAGGAGGCGGAGGCGGCGAACGGGCAGGGAGCAGAUUGACAGACGGCCGUGGACAGGCGGAGGAGGGCACGGCGGGAGGGCUCGGCGGAGUAGAGGAAUUGAGCAGUGACGGCAAGGAAGAGGUGAAGGGGGGAGGGGAGGAAGAGGUCAGCGGAGGGGAGGAAGAGGGUGCUGGUGGCGAGUGCAGAGUGGAGGGGAGGAAGAGGGUUGCAGAGGGGAGGAAGAGGGCAGCGGAGGCAAGCGCAGCAGAGGAGGGGAGCUGCGAAGCGGUAGCGGAGGGGAGGCAGAGGGGAGCAUGGCGGUGGAGGGGAUAGCGGCGGAGGCGAGCGCGGCGGAGGGCAGCAGAAGGGAGCGAGGCGGAGGGGCGGAAGAGGAGUCUAGUGGAGGGGAGCGUGGCGCAGGGGCGGGUGGAGGAGGAGGUGGAGGGGCGGGGGACAGAUUGGUCGAUGGUGCACUAGCGGGUGGCGGAGGACAGGCUGUGGAGGAGGAACGGAGGGGAGGACGCCGGAGGUGAGGAAGAGGGCAGCAGAGGGGAGGAAGACGGCAGAGGAGGGGAGGAAAAGGGCAGCGGAGGGGAGGAAGAGGGCGGCGAAGGGGACGAAGAGGCAAGGUGGGGGGAGGAGGAGGAGAGGGGGAUGGGGGGAAGGGGGGAAGGGGGGAAGGGGGGAAGCGCUGUAACUGACCUGUGACCCCCAACUUGUACCGGCUUCGAGGCGUCCACAGCAGCUUAGGAUUCCAUGAAACUUUCAGCAGCAUUACCCAAGGCUGCCAACAGUCUCACAACAAAAGCUAAAUCCUCUG